AUGUUGGACAAGUUUUUGGACACAAAGCAUCCUGGGGGGCGAUUUAGGAGCCGCGACCAUGAUCGAGCAGCAGAAGCGCAAGGCGCCGGGGCCGGGGCGGCCCCGGGGGCGCUGCUGCAGGCGGGUCCUCCCAGGUGCUCCUCGCUGCAGGCUCCCAUUAUGCUGCUUUCAGGACACGAAGGGGAAGUUUACUGCUGCAAGUUUCACCCUAAUGGAAACACCUUGGCCUCCGCAGGAUUUGACAGGCUCAUCUUGCUGUGGAAUGUUUAUGGAGAUUGUGAUAACUAUGCUACUCUGAAAGGGCACAGUGGCGCAGUUAUGGAGUUGCACUAUAAUACUGAUGGCAGCAUGCUCUUCUCAGCAUCCACAGAUAAAACAGUAGCUGUAUGGGAUAGUGAGACGGGAGAAAGAGUGAAAAGGCUGAAGGGGCAUACAUCAUUUGUUAACUCCUGUUACCCAGCCAGGAGGGGACCCCAGCUUGUCUGCACAGGCAGUGAUGAUGGGACAGUAAAGCUGUGGGAUAUCAGGAAAAAAGCUGCUGUCCAGACAUUUCAAAAUACUUAUCAGGUAUUGGCAGUAACCUUCAAUGACACCAGUGACCAAAUUAUCUCAGGAGGCAUAGACAAUGAUAUCAAGGUAUGGGAUCUUCGCCAGAACAAACUAACAUACACAAUGAGAGGGCACGCAGACUCAGUAACUGGCCUCAGUCUCAGUUCAGAAGGCUCUUACUUGCUUUCCAAUGCAAUGGACAACACAGUUCGUAUCUGGGAUGUGCGUCCAUUUGCCCCUAAAGAGAGGUGCGUAAAGAUAUUUCAGGGGAACGUACAUAACUUUGAGAAGAAUCUUCUGAGAUGUUCAUGGUCACCAGAUGGGAGUAAAAUUGCAGGCGGGUCAGCAGACCGGUUUGUUUAUGUGUGGGACACAACCUCCAGGAGAAUUCUCUACAAAUUGCCAGGCCAUGCUGGCUCAGUAAAUGAGGUGGCUUUCCAUCCAGAGGAACCAAUUAUACUCUCUGCCUCCAGUGACAAAAGACUGUACAUGGGAGAGAUCCAGUGAAGUAGAAGAACAGAUUCAUGUCUGCCCUCAACACCUUUGGGUUGCAGUAGUAGAAACGUGUUGCCUCUAACCACUGCUGGCCCAUUCAGACAAUGCAGUAACCAAAAAUAUUGAGCCAUCUUCAUUUGCAGAGUGAUAUUUAUUAUCUCUUCGCCAGCAAGACAUCAGAUAAGCACUAUUUGGAUACUCCUACCACACAGAAAAAUAGACUUCUUGGUGGAAAGAGAGUCAGAAAAUGGAGUGUAGUCUAAUCCUUUUACAAUUUUCAAGACCUGUUUUUCAGUACCAGGUGCAGAAGAUGCUGUUGGGCUGUUCCCAAAUAACUUGAAAUUUGUUGUAAUAUGUGUUAAAAUUCAGUAAGUGACUUGUAUAUUUCCUGGCCAGGAUUUCUUUGUUUUUAUACAGAAAAACUAAAUAGACAACUUUUUACAAG
Molecule: messenger RNA, 1489 nt
Organism: Alligator sinensis (Chinese alligator)
Lineage: Eukaryota; Metazoa; Chordata; Crocodylia; Alligatoridae
Gene: SNRNP40
Product: small nuclear ribonucleoprotein U5 subunit 40
Exons: 11
Coding region: 1-1056 (351 amino acids)
Cellular component (GO): catalytic step 2 spliceosome
Molecular function (GO): RNA binding; protein binding
Source: RefSeq, a predicted model, not a curated record